AUGACUCACGAGAAGUUUAGUCUGUUGCUGAUACAUCCUGCGGUUACUACAACGCCAGAGGUUGUUGAAAAUGUGAAGAGAGGGAACAUUUUGGCCGAUUCCGGCGUUCUGGACCAAUUUCUCAUUAACAAGCUCAACGACGGCAGUGUAACUCUUGAAAAGGACAAAUAUGAUGUGAUAUACUACCUGACACCUGAAAAACGUGAGGAAAUCAAGUUCCCUUCGAAGCUUAUCCCUGAGUUGCAUGCAGCUCUCAGGACCGCCGGGAAAUUUUACGGACUCAGUGAUGCCUACAAAGUCGAUGCGCUGGUGAACGGGUUUGAUAUCAAGGAUUCUAAUGAAGGAUAUCUGUGGGUUAAGAAAGAGCAACAAAAGGCAGCCCCCGUCGCGCUUAAACUGAAUAGAAGCAGCACCGGCGGCGGAGGCAAUGCCCUUCCUUCUUUCAAGAGGGCGUCCAAGGCGCUUCCUACUUUCCAGAAAGCACCUGGCUCGCCGCUUCCACUCUUCAAGCGGGCGGAUUCACCUGUGGUGGCGAUCGCAGAGGACGACCUUGACGACCUCGACGACGAAGAUGACUCCGACGAAAUCGCGGCGGCGAAAUCUCGGUUUUUCGACGACGUGGGCGAGCAGGACUCCUCGGAGUCCAUCGACGAGGACGACUUGGUAGAGGACGGCCAAAACGCAGAGAUCACACUAGUAACAUGUGAGAAAACCAAGACCAGAAGGAGAAAGGCAUGCAAGGAUUGCUCCUGUGGCUUGAAGGAGCAGGAAGAGCAGGAAAUGGACGCUCUCCGCAACGCUCAGGAUCGCGUGCUUGGCAACGCCGUCAAGUUCGACGAGCAGGAGCUGACUGAAGUCGACUUUACCAUCCAGGGUAAGAAAGUCGGUGGAUGUGGCUCGUGCGCACUGGGCGACGCCUUCAGGUGUUCCGGUUGCCCUUACCUGGGACUACCUGCCUUCAAACCAGGCCAACCUAUCAACCUAAAUAGCAUUUCAGAUGACUUGUAA
Messenger RNA from Lachancea fermentati, 1008 nucleotides. NCBI's taxonomy places the organism in Eukaryota, Fungi, Ascomycota, Saccharomycetes, Saccharomycetales, Saccharomycetaceae. The record is from the annotation of a GenBank genome assembly.